Messenger RNA from Cotesia congregata, 627 nucleotides. The record is from the annotation of a GenBank genome assembly. NCBI's taxonomy places the organism in Eukaryota, Metazoa, Arthropoda, Insecta, Hymenoptera, Braconidae.
AUGACAAUCGGUGAGAGGAACUUCGAGCCUAGGAGGCGCUCGGUGAUCGCUGUGAGCUUAAGAGAGCAUAUGUCUGAUACAACCGACAAUUGGAUUGUAGUGGGGGUGAGGUUGAUUAAGGGUAGCCAUAUGGUGCAUGUACAGAUCCUGGAAGGGUUAGUGAGCGCAUAUGGAGAGAUAAGUAUGACAAGAUGGCGGAAAGUUGAAGAAAAUGGUAACUUUGUAACACUAGAAGAGAGUAGAGAAAAUGGACAUGCGAAGAAGAUUAAUUUGGGUGAUGUGGUAGCGCCACUAGAAUAUGUAGUCACUGGAGUGAGAUUUAGGUGCACCUUCAAGCCUUUUGCCCAUCCAACGCACCAACAUGAGAUAAUUCAAUUAGAGAUUCACGCGACAAAAUUAGAUUUUCUUCGAGGUAAACUCGAGGUUAAUAAUUCACGGUGGAUUUCCGCGAGUUUAAAUUCAAAAGAGGAGAUGGCACCGAAGGACUUCACUUCGAAAAAGGCGAUAGAGUCCCAAACGUCCGCGCUCAGCAUAGACGACGGGCGGUCAACGGUCCCCUUCUUCGACGGCCGAGACUUGGAAUUUUCCCCUCCAGCACCUCUGCAGGGUCUUGGACUUCCACGAUGA